Molecule: messenger RNA, 2170 nt
Organism: Pseudonaja textilis
Lineage: Eukaryota; Metazoa; Chordata; Lepidosauria; Squamata; Elapidae
Source: RefSeq, a predicted model, not a curated record
AGUAAGACUCAAGCAAUACAUACGCAUAGCUGAUGGAAGCUUCAAAAUGCCUGCUCUCACCCAUCCAUUGUAGCAUUGAGAACCACUUAUUUUUAACCUGGAGAAGGAAUUGGCAUUUGUGUACUGUUGUGGUAACAAUAACACAAGGCCUUUGCUUCUGACCUGGCCCAUUUUAGCCCUCACACCAACAAUCCAUUUUCCAGAUGUUAAGCCAACAUCUCCAGCUACCUUUGUUGAACAACCUUCUGAGAACCUUCUAUUAUCUCUGGUCACUUCCUUCUGCUUGCCUUCUUGUGGAUGCCACCGCCUGCCACAAAGUCUGUCUAGCCCUGGAGGAUGUGCAACCCAAUCACAAACCAGAUCCUACCCUUGGAAACGUCCAAUGGCAACCACACUGGAGAUAUCUCUUGCAUUGUCCUAUCACUCCAUCGUUUUGCCCUCCCACUCAUAAUGACUCUUCUUUUGCUUCUGUGCUUCACUUCUUCCACCUGACCCUACUUUGAGGUUUCAGUUCUGCAAAUACUACCGGUAAUUCUUUCUACUACCUCACAGCUCUCUAGCUGGUUGGACUUUAACAAAGCUUUCCCACCACUUUCUCAGCACAGGUGAGGACCCUGCAGAAAGCCCUCAAACACCCCCCCACAAAAAAAACCCAUUGGAAACUUGCACAGGUAGGUCCUAAGCAUAAUUAUUAUUUUUUUACACUUAGAAACAUCCAAUCCUGGGUCAGUCUUCUAGAGUUAAAUGUAAGAAGGAAAAAGUAUUUUGGAUCCUACAAUACAAACUGUGUACAUUGGGGAAAAAAUGAGAAUGCAGAUAAAAAAAAUCAUGAAAAUCACAAGUAAUGACUAUGUGUAGCAACUGCCGGUGCUUAUAGGAAGCUGCAACAUUCUGCAUUGCAUCAGCUUUCAAAAUGUUUCUAGUUAACUUGGCUUUUCUACACAAGAAAUUUGCUGUUUCUAGCAGGAGAAAUGCAACUCUCUGCCUCAUUUCAGGGAUCUUGGCAAAUCAAUGACCUGUUUUGAACUUCUUGCUCAGGUAUGGGCUAAGAUGAUAUGGAUAAGUCCCUCCAGAAGGGCAUCCAAAAAGAAGUUACAAAACUUGUCAAGGAAGAAAACCCUUUCCCGAAAAAGACCUUUGCAAUCUCAAGUUUACCAGGAUGGAAGAAUGCAACCCGACCGAAAUAUUUACUAACCUUCAAUGCAAUUCCACCAUGCUAUACCUGAAAUGCUUCAUGGUCCUCAACCAAUCAGAAAAACCCUUUAUUGCUGUUCUGUGUUUCAGCAUUGGUGGGCUUUGCAUCAUAGAGAACUUCUUGGUACUGUUCCUCAUCUUUUCUUCUUCAAAGCUUCGGAAGAAACCUUCUUACAUCCUUCUUAGCAGCUUGGCCUUAGCAGACACACUGGCAACUGUUACGUUUGUGAGCAGCUUUCUUAGCUUCCAUGUUUUUAACAGGACAGGUGCUUCCAAGGAAAUAUACUUGCUAAAGCUUACUGGAGUCAACACCUCCUUCACAGCUUCCCUUGGCAGUCUGUUCCUGAUGGCAUUUGACAGGUACAUAUGUAUCCUCCGGCCCAGCCACUACAAGCAGUUAGUCACCAGAAGAAGAGCUGUGGUGGCUCUGUUAGUGCUGUGGGCUACUGCCCUUUUCCUAUCCUCCUUGCCUCUUCUGGGAUGGAACUGUUGUAGUACCCAGUCUACCUGCUCCCAGCUGUUCCCUUUUGUUGCUAACAGCUAUCUCUCAAGCUGGAUCAUCUUGGUGAUGGUCCUCCUGGCUUCCAUCAUCUAUGCAUACAUGCACGUCCUUUGGAAGGCUCACCAACACACCGCGAACAUGAAGAAGCACCACCUGGAAGAAAGCCAACAAAACCCAAAGAGGAGAAUUGACAUCAAGCUGGCCAAGACGCUAUCGAUCGUCCUGAUGGUCCUGGUGAUAUGUUGGCUACCAGGCUUGCUACUCAUGGCCUACAGCCUCUUUUCUAUAAUGGACAACUCUAUCAGGGUAGCAUUUGCCUUUUGCAUCACCCUCUGUCUGGUGAACUCAAUGGUGAACCCAGCUAUCUAUGCCCUACGAAGCAAGGAGCUAAGCUCUUCCCUGAGGAGAAUCUGCUCUUGUUUGGGGAAGGUGUUGGGCAAUUCAGAGAGCAACCAGGAAGCAGAAAGCUCUUAA